CCGUCGGCGUAGUCACCGGCCGUCAACUUUCUCACACCACCAUCCGGUCCAUCCCCCCGUUGACACAACGCAUUCUCAUAUUUAUGCCCCUUCACAUACAAAAAGAUGGCUUUGCUACCUCUCUGCUCUCACAAAAUUUCCAUAUUCACGAGCAAAACAUAGUGAAUAAUUAGAGAGAUAGCCGUACGUGACGAAAGUCAAGAGGUGAUCAUCAUCAAGAUCGGAUGGCUUCGUCCAACGGUGGCGUGCCGCCGGGAUUCCGCUUCCACCCAACAGACGAGGAGUUGCUUCAUUACUACUUGAAGAAGAAGCUUUCGUUUCAAAAAUUUGACAUGGAAGUCAUCCGAGAGGUCGACUUGAACAAGAUUGAGCCAUGGGAGUUGCAAGAGAAGUGUAGGAUCGGGUCAACUCCGCAAAAUGAGUGGUACUUUUUCAGUCACAAGGACAGGAAGUAUCCCACAGGGUCGAGGACGAAUAGGGCAACCAAUGCGGGGUUUUGGAAGGCAACGGGUAGGGACAAGUGCAUCAGGAAUACCUACAAGAAGAUUGGUAUGAGGAAAACCCUUGUUUUCUACAGAGGCAGAGCUCCCCAUGGUCAAAAGACUGAUUGGAUCAUGCACGAGUAUCGGCUUGAAGAUGGCGACGAUUCUCAAGGAAGUGAAGAUGGAUGGGUGGUAUGCAGGGUGUUCAAGAAGAAAAACUUAUUCAAGGUACCAAACGAAGGAGGCAGCUCAUCAAGCAUGAACUCAUCUGAUCAACAACUCAAUACUAGCUCCACCAAUCCCAUCCAACCCCGCACCUUCAUGCACAGGGACACCCAAUAUCACAACCUCCUCCGCCACCAAAACAUCCACCAACACAACUUCGAAUUAGACAAGCCCACCGAGUUAGCCCUUCACCCCUACCCCCACAUCCCAACCCCUCAAUACACCCUCUUCCAAUCCCAACCCCUACUUCCCUCAGGCCACAAGCCCCUCAACUAUGACUACUCUGUGAUGCCCAACCCUAGAGACUGCGAGAGUGCGAGUGAGAAUCUUCGGUACCAAGCUUGCGAUCCGGGGUUGGAGGUUAAUACCUGUGAGGCAAAUCAACAAAUGGUUGGUGGGCGGUCCGAUGAGAGCAUGAACGAAUGGGCAAUGCUUGAUAGGCUUGUUACUCCACAUCUUGGGAACGAGGAUUCUUCGAAAGGAGGGGUGAGGUUUGAUCAGGAUGCCAAUGCUAAUUCGUCUGUGCACCCAAUGAACCAGCCUUCAUUAAGAGGGGAGAUGGAUUUUUGGAACUAUGGAAAAUAGUUUUUUUUUUUUUUUUAAAUUAAGUUUGUGGGUUUAGAGCUAAAUGGCUCUGACCUUGUUUAUCAAAGGGAGAAAAAAUUAUAUUCUUGAUAUGAUACAUUAUUUUUACGAACUUUGGUUCAUUCUAUUAAAGACUUGUUCAGCAC
Molecule: messenger RNA, 1438 nt
Organism: Rubroshorea leprosula
Lineage: Eukaryota; Viridiplantae; Streptophyta; Magnoliopsida; Malvales; Dipterocarpaceae
Source: the annotation of a GenBank genome assembly